UGCGUGUGGCUGGAGGUAAAAAGGCAAACCGCAAGAGUCAUCGAUUGUAGCGAAGUCCUUGUGGGUGAAAGCACGGGGGAUGUCUGUGAAUUAAAUGCUUAUCGUUUACGCGACAUCUUUCUCCAGAUUCCCACACUAACGCACUGUAAGGAGUUUCAGGGCAAGCAGCUGUUCACCAUGGCUUCUCGUGCUGGCCCAAGAGCUUCAGGGACAGAUGGAAGUGACUUCCAGCACCGAGAGAAAGUGGCCUCCCACUACCAGAUGAGCGUGGCCCUCAAGUCAGAGAUCCGCAAGCUGAACAUUGUCCACGUGCUGAUCUGGGUCCUGGUGGCGGCGCAGGUGACGGUCAGCCAGCUGAACCUGGUGUCCCAUGACGUGGUGGCCUCACCGUACCAGUGGGAGUACCCCUACCUGCUGAGCAUCCUCCCUUCCAUCUUCAGCUUCAUGGCGCUGCCGCGCAACAACAUCAGCUACCUGGUGAUCGCCAUGAUCAGCGCUGGGCUCUUCUGCAUCGCCCCGCUCAUCUACGGGGGCAUGGAGAUGUUCCCCGUGGCCCAGCAGCUCUACCGCUACGGCAAAGCUUACCGCUUCAUCUUCGGCUUCUCCGCCGUCUCUGUCAUGUACCUGGUGAUGGUCAUCGCCGUGCAGGUCCACGCGUGGCAGAUCUACUACAGCAAGAAGCUGCUGGACGCCUGGUUUACCUCCACGCAGGAGAAGAAGAAGAAAUGAGGAGGUGGACCUGAGGACUGAGAAAUUUCUCUCAUUCUCAUGCUCUGUCUUUUUCUCUGCCUCUCUCUCUUUUCUACACCCUCUCCCAGCUCCUCUUCUGUCACCUUCUCCCCUUUUCCUCUCCCCCCCGUGUCCUUUUGAGAAACGUCUUCACCCCCUUUUCACCAUCUUCAGCUCCUUCUUCCUCUCCAUACGUUUGUCUUAAAUUAAAUUAUUUUAUUGGCCUGACCUUAGUGCAGCAAAGUUACUCCCAAAGCAUUUCUAAACAAACAAAAUGAACACAGUAGUCAGGUCAGAUUUAACUGGCUGUCUCUCCUGUUUUAUGUAGCCCUCCCAAUUUUACUCCAUAAAGUAGACUCCCAACAACAAAACCUUCCUGUCUCACCAUCUCUCUCACUCUGUCUCUCUUUCUCUCUGUUAGGCUCACUGUUCCUCUCCUCCUCUCUUGUUCCCAUCUCUUUUUUUUUUUAAACUGAAUUAUUUAGAGGGACAGAGUGAUUUUCUCUUGCUGCAAGAACAUUUAUGCCCCCAUCAUCUCAUCUAUUGCAGUAAAUCCUGUAUUAAGACUUGAGUCCGAUCAAACUGAAGGAUGUCUAUCCAAUUUUUCACAUUGGAAUGACCCGCUGGGAUUCCAGCUCCGUCCCAUCUUUCUUCUAAAAGCCGAAGUAGAGAGCCAGUUUACCUGGUUGUUAAAGGACACACAUUGUCUUUUCUGUGCAAGGGACAAAGCAGGUUGCCUUAUGUGUGAGUUGACAGUAGCAAAGAGAAGGAACGGUUAUAAGUCUGAUAACAGUCCAGCUUCAUGGUGAAAAUAUGGUCCACACUGUAGUUUGUAGACAUCACUUGAUACACAGUUUUUGGUUGAGAUGCAUGUUGCUCACAGUCCCCCUUUAACACAACUCUCAUCUGGCUGUUGAAUGAUUACAUCAAAUAAAACAUCGGAGGACUGACUUUUUCUGGUUAUCUC
Megalops cyprinoides (Indo-Pacific tarpon) is the source of this 1696-nucleotide messenger RNA. It is a transcript of the gene jagn1b, whose product is annotated as jagunal homolog 1b. Bases 178 to 729 code for a protein of 183 amino acids. The transcript is spliced from 3 exons. Lineage: Eukaryota; Metazoa; Chordata; Actinopteri; Elopiformes; Megalopidae. Gene Ontology annotation, cellular component: endoplasmic reticulum membrane. Gene Ontology annotation, biological process: endoplasmic reticulum organization; vesicle-mediated transport; granulocyte colony-stimulating factor signaling pathway. The record is from RefSeq and is a predicted model, not a curated record.